Molecule: messenger RNA, 693 nt
Organism: Ochlerotatus camptorhynchus
Lineage: Eukaryota; Metazoa; Arthropoda; Insecta; Diptera; Culicidae
Product: protein quick-to-court-like
Exons: 2
Coding region: 1-693 (230 amino acids)
Source: RefSeq, a predicted model, not a curated record
AUGGCACCACGUUCAGUGGCCACGGGUGAGGACUACCAUACCCCAACCCAGCGGUAUCAGCACAAGAUCAGACAACUGAAGGAGCUGCUCUCGCAGCCUCACAUAGACCUGGAGCAGCGUGAUACUGAAAUUCUAAGACUUACCAAAGAGGUUGUUGAGCUGCGGCUCUUCAAAGCAUCGCUCAGUUCCCCGGAGGAACGUUCAAACUUCAGGGACGCCGUAACGGUACAAGAGAACACCACCAACGAUGCAAACACGCCCAGCUCUCAAGGCAUUUCACCGAUUGUCCAUGGCAUCCACCAGUGUGCAGUUCAUGGACAAGAUGUCCACCUUGAUAAAGAGUUGCAGAGCUCGUUUGCCGAUGUGGGACAUUUCGAGGACAUUACGACCUCGUCGAUCCAUUCCAAGGAUCCGUACGUACACACGCAGGAUCGUGCUUGCGGAAGCAACGAUGACAUUGAUACCGAGAAGCAGCGGCUUGUCGAGAUGUACAAAGCUCGCAUUGAGAAGCUAGUUAAACAACAACAGGCAGACGAACAGCAGAAUCGCAUGUCCAACAAUGAUCGCCUUGAGGCUUUGCUGCAAAAAUUGUCCGAAUCGAACAGCAGAUAUUGUGAUCUGGAUCCAGACUACUGUGAAAAUCACCAGUCGAUUAACGUUGUCAAACUAAAUUUUAAUUCUAGACGCAGCUGA